AUGAAGAGAUCAUGUUCCGCCCCAUGUCUUGUGGAAGAAGAAAAAACAAAAAAAAUUAAAAUUGAUAAUCAAAGUUCAGAAGCACAAGAACCAAAUGCACGAGAAUAUUUACAAUUGGCGUUGAAUAGAAUUAUUGAAAUGCAGCGGAGUGUAAAUAAUGAAGAUUUUGAUGACAAUACCAGUGAAUUAGGUAACGAUGAUACUGAUGAAAACGUUAUGCGUGAAGUGUUAACCAAAGUAUUCAAAGAUCUACCUGGAUCUUCAAAAUCUGUAGCAUCAAUAAUAGAACGCGCAACAAAGCCUCUUCCAGCUGAAUAUAACCGCGUGAGAGCGAAGGGUAUACAAUUAUCUGGUUACGAUACUUGCAGAAGAGUGGCCGUCGAUUUUAUGCAAAAUAUUGUCAAACACACCCCCAAGUACAGCAUUACCGAAAACAAUGUUAUUAUCAAUGACUUCAGCCGGCAAAAUGGCAGCAGGAGAUGCGAAACGCUGACAAAUGAGUACGAGUUGCGUAAUCGCAUGCUCACGGGACUGGACCUCCAUCUUGCGGUAAAACAACGCGACUAUACUAUGAGGUUAAUGAGGUUUUAG
Molecule: messenger RNA, 591 nt
Organism: Cotesia congregata
Lineage: Eukaryota; Metazoa; Arthropoda; Insecta; Hymenoptera; Braconidae
Source: the annotation of a GenBank genome assembly